UGCUCUUCUUGGAGCGGUGCUCACGGCGCAAUCGAUUCCCCGAGGUUUGUAGCUAGAGAUCUCUCGCAUCGCUCAGGGCUAUGGUAGCCAACGCCAACUGGUCGCAGCCAGUCCGCAGUCCUAGCGCCACAGUCACAGUGCCUGGAUCGAAAUCUCCCUCGGCUCGAAAAUCCACCGCUGCGACUUCCGAGAGCUCUCCUCGUCCUCCUCGUCCUCCUCUUCCUCCUGCGCAGCCGAUGGAUUCCUCAAACUCCGCGCCGCCUCCUUUCCUCAACAAGACUUACGACAUGGUGGAGGACCCUUCCACCGAUCCUAUCGUCUCCUGGAACCCAUCGGGGAAUGGCUUCAUUGUCUGGAAUCUCAAUGAGUUCCAACAACAGCUCCUCCCAAAGUUCUUCAAGCACAACAACUUCUCGAGCUUCGUCCGGCAGCUCAACACCUAUGGAUUUCGCAAAGUUGACCCCGACCGCUGGGAGUUUGGGAACGAAGGUUUUCUAAAAGGAAAGAAGCAGCUUCUCAAAGGCAUUCACAGGAAGAAGUCGGCCUCUCAUCAGCCACCCGCGGUCCAGCAACCGCAACCGCAGCCACAGCCGAGCUCGAAGCCGGCGUGCGUGGAAGUUGGCAAGUUCGGACUGGAAGGAGAGAUUGAGCGGCUAAAACGCGACAAGAACGUCCUGAUGUCGGAACUGGUGAGACUCCGACAGCAGCAGCAGCAGACGGACAGCGAUCUCCAGAUGAUCUUGCAGCGACUUCACGUAACCGAGCAAAGGCAGCAGCAGAUGAUCUCGUUCCUGGCCAAGGCGAUGCAAAGCCCGAGCUUUUUGGCGCAUCUAGUCCAGCAGAACGAGAGUAAGAAGAGGCUAGCCGCGAGCGCGAGAAAGAAGCGAAGGCUUCCAAAGCAGCAGGACGGCAGCGAGCAGCAGAGCGAUGGUGGCGAUGUCGUCGACGAAACUCCAUCUCCGGGGGAGGGACAGAUCGUCAAGUACCAGCCAAACAACGAUCCCAUGGCGAUGCUCAUGCAUUUCUUCAACUCUCCCGAGCAUUCGCCAUCGGCGUCAGCGGGAUCCAAGAAGCUGGACAUGGAGGUUUCCUUCCGGGACUUGGAUUUGAAUCCGGCACAGGACGGCAAAGGGCUGACGCUCACGGAGAUGCAUUCCGCCCAGAUGAUGGGAGAUCUUUUGCUGUCGUCUCCUCCUCGGGUCGAUAGCGGUGACAUGCAAAUCGCUCCAGCGUCCCCGCUGAGCUUGAUGAGAUUCGAGGCCUUGGCGGAGGAACAGCAACAGGGCGAGAGUGGCGAUGGCAGUGGUGGCGGUGGCGAGGAACAGUCCAAGGAGGAGGAUGGUGGCCUGGAUUCUUCGGGAGUUCCCGAGUUUAUGAUGGACAUCGAGUGGGAUCAGUUCCUGGCGGACGUUGCGGGGGAGGGUGGCAGCGACAACAUCGAUUUUGUGGAGGGCGAUGGAUCAAAUGCGAACCAGUGGUGGGACGAAAAUGGUGACAAGGUGAGCGAGCUCGCAGAGCAGAUAGGCCAGCUUACAUCAACUACGUAGUUGGUUUUUAUGUAGGAAAUCUUUUCAGAAUAUAGGCAGGGGCUACUCCUUUAAUUACAUUUCAGUUACAAUUUUUUACACAAAGCAUAAAUACUGAUAAUUUAGUACUAAGUUUUGAUAAUGGGACAUUCAGAUUUAGAUUAAUUUUGUAUUUA
Messenger RNA from Selaginella moellendorffii, 1702 nucleotides. Its product is annotated as heat stress transcription factor A-2e. The record is from RefSeq and is a predicted model, not a curated record. The transcript has 2 exons. NCBI's taxonomy places the organism in Eukaryota, Viridiplantae, Streptophyta, Lycopodiopsida, Selaginellales, Selaginellaceae. Gene Ontology annotation, molecular function: DNA-binding transcription factor activity; RNA polymerase II cis-regulatory region sequence-specific DNA binding. Gene Ontology annotation, biological process: regulation of transcription by RNA polymerase II. The coding region runs from base 81 to 1547 and encodes 488 amino acids. Gene Ontology annotation, cellular component: nucleus.